Racocetra persica is the source of this 1005-nucleotide messenger RNA. The record is from the annotation of a GenBank genome assembly. Lineage: Eukaryota; Fungi; Glomeromycota; Glomeromycetes; Diversisporales; Gigasporaceae.
AUGUUAAAUGAUCUAUUUGUAAAGCCACAUAGAACUGAGUCAACACUGAUUCUAUGGUUUCGUCGUCUUGUCAUUUUCAUACUAUUGUUAUUAUUACUUAUUGUAUUUGUGAUAUUAAGUAUUGGAGUCGCUAAUGAAGUGCCUAAUGUCCAAAGUACUUUUAGUCCAAAUGAUAGUGGUGUGCCAGCACCAGUAACUUUUGACCCCAGAUUUGAUCCCAGUAAUAACAUUUCUAUAAAAUUUUUACCAAAAGGCAAUAUAAUUCUAAGUUCUAAUUAUAAUAGAACAAAUGCAUAUUAUCUUCGACUUUAUAUAAGUAUUACAGAUCCUACAUACAAUGCCUCAUUGGAGCGUCCUGUAUCGAUGUAUGCAUUUGAUUCAGAUGAUGAAUUUGUUCAAUCAAUUCGCAAAAUGAAUCAUUAUUAUCUACCACCCGUUUUCUCUGUGAUUCAAUACUCUAGAAUUAUCAAAAAAUCAAUGGUUCAAACACUUUGGACGUAUAUUGGAUUUCCAUCAGAUUACCGUACCGUAACUUACCUUCAAACUGACACGCAUAUUGCGAGUAUAGAUAUUGGAAAUCGUAAUCGUAGUAACUAUGCAAUGAUACAAAUACAGCCAAAAACUAAUACUAUAGAAACUCAAAUAGAGCAAAGGAGCAAUACUGUUGCGGCUAUAUUUGGAGUUAUUGCUGGUCUUUACAGUGCUAGUAUUGGAUUUUAUGCAAUUUUAUUUGGAACAGGUUCAGCCAAACCAUGGGGUUUAAUGCACAAAUGCUAUGUACUUAAAAAGCAAACUAUGGAAGGUAUCAAACCGUUAGUAUUAGAUUCAUCAUCUAGUAAUGAAAAUUAUGAGAAAAGACUUGAAGAUUUAGAAAGUCUCACAUUCUCACAAAGAGUUAAACGUUUGGAAAAAUUUAAUCUAUUUCUUGAAGAUUAUAUUGUUAAUGCACAAUUAUUAUACACUAUAAACAAAGACAAAAAUGACUAUAGUAAACUUCUACCAUAG